Plasmopara halstedii is the source of this 1552-nucleotide messenger RNA. RefSeq lists its product as uncharacterized. The record is from RefSeq and is a predicted model, not a curated record. NCBI's taxonomy places the organism in Eukaryota, Oomycota, Peronosporomycetes, Peronosporales, Peronosporaceae. The coding region runs from base 428 to 823 and encodes 131 amino acids. The transcript has a single exon.
AGAAAGCACAUUUCACUUUGCUUUUUGGUAUGUUGAGUCCUUACGUUAUUGUUCAAAGAUGUAAGGUUGCUUGAAAAUGAUCAAGAAUAUUAGAAAGACAUCGGCUGGUCCUGACAAUGACUUUCUCUGCUUGUACCAUCAGCAAUAAAUUCACUUUGGGCAGGUAAUAAUCAAUUUGUAGCUUCUUGCUUCUGCCAUUCGAUGGUUAAGUCGACUUCCAUUAGAAUGACGGUAGCCAAGAAUGACAACGCGACCACGUAAUAACAACAGCAGUCAAAAAAGUUAGAUUUUGAUCUUGAAAAUUACCAUUUCGUUCAAUUUAAUUCUUGUUCUACCUGUAGGUGCUCCUGUCGCUACGUUUGGAAGAACUUAUUGACUGUAGCCACCACCACCACUUGAAAAAGCCGUUAAGUUAGACGCCUGGAUCAUGUAUAUGUCUGAUAAACUGCAUCAAGAGCCCUAUAGAUGUUACGACAACUGUAGAAGCCGUCGCCGCCAAGAACGAAAAAGAUUGUUUGAUGGUCUAUUUGUCGCCGCAAACGUUGUCAUUGAUAAGUGGUUGCGUUGUUUGACCUUCAUUUAUUGCACAUCGAAUACUCCUUCAUCAAGUAUACAGCUUAACUGCUUCUCCUACCGUCGGAACCACCGCGGAUAUAAUGUCAAAACCACGUCUAGUUGGCAUCUUUCACAGUCAAGUGCAAGAUGCGCAACCUCGACUUCAGCUUUUAGCGUCAUUCUCAACCAUUGUCAGCGACCUCCGCCGACCGAAUUCGCCGGAAUAACAAGAGCUCGCAAAGACGGCGAAACAACUCUGAAAUGCUAGCUAAAAUGGAUAUCUAAGAUAGAUGUUUGCUAUGUGUGAUAUCCAAAUUACGUGAGUUUAGCAGAAGAGCAUUCCCACAAUAAAUCAUGACUUUCAGAUUGUAGUACUUCUGAGCUUUGCUCUGCGUUCAGGGACCAUGUGUACGUAUGAUUCGUUCUUUGAAUUGACAACUGUUUAGCUUACAUUACUCUGAAUACUUCGUGCUUUGUUUGUGGGUAUUUCUAAUGAGAUUAAGUGCUGAAAGAAAUAUUUAUAAGCGUGUCUUCACAAACACGUAAACAGGAUUCCACUUUUCCUCAAGAUUUUGAUCAAAUGAAAUCUCAUCUUAUAUCGUAAGCUAUAGAUGCCAGUGCACAUUUGAAAUGAAAGCUUUUAUGUUAGAUACAACCAAUGCUCAUGUCCACUUUGGACAUUAAAAGACCUCUUUAGACCGCGAGCUUCAUUAAUCGAUAAAAAUGAGUAAAUGUGUGUUGCAGGACAAAAUGUGCUCUUACUUGUGAAAGCAAGGAUUGAAGACUACACAAUAUCAGACUUAAAUAUUUUCAGAUGGAAGAUCUUGCAUUGUGGGCGUUUAAAUUGAUAAAACAACAAGCAAAAGAUUUGUAAAACAUGACUAUACUCAACAGCUCCCUAUCGUUUCUUAAACCUAAGAUGCUGUUGAUAAGCCUUCAAAACUAUUUAGUCGCUAAGCACAUGAAAACUUGGGUUGAUACUCAAGUACUAAAGCUU